CGAGUUGUCCACCACUUCCGAGAGUACGACAACUCAGCAGAUGUCGGAUCGCAAGAAGAAUAGCCGCAAAAGUACUCCGGAUGAAGACAAAGUAUCGCAUAAAUCGUUAAAACCAAAGAAAGCGCACAAAAAGGUUGUCCCAAAUCAGCGCAACUCCUCAUCGGAAAGCCACCCCCUCUUGUCUCAGGAGGAGUUCUAUAUCAUGCAGAGGAGGGCCCGCUCUCUGAGCCGAUCGCCCGACAAGAGGUUCGACGCGACCGCCGGCGCCCAUACGUCCAGCUCUGCGGCCGCCGGACACUACUUCCAGUCCUGUAGUCACCAUCACUUCACGUGCAGUCAGUGCGGAGAGUCGGCCGAUAAGCAUACGGUGCCCGCCAUU
Messenger RNA from Oppiella nova, 379 nucleotides. Lineage: Eukaryota; Metazoa; Arthropoda; Arachnida; Sarcoptiformes; Oppiidae. The record is from the annotation of a GenBank genome assembly.